AGUGCUCUAUAAUUAACCCUAAUUCACAUGAGUCAUCCUGCAAUGUCAGGCGAACUUAUGCAGGAAAUGAAGAGCCCAAUCAUAAGAGGGUGGUUCCAGAACCAUAUAAAAGGCCCUCGUCUUGGCACUGUUCACUAUCAUAACUGCAGAUCUCCUUCACAGACGAUUACCAGCCUAUUGGGUCUUGUCCAUACUCCCAGGAGAUGUAUCCGCCCCAGAAUAGAGAUGGUCAAGAUUCCUGUGAUGAUUAUGGAGCACCAGUGUCUUCUGAGCCAUCGUGGGACCCCUGUCACUCUGUGAGCUCGGGCUCCGCGGUGGACUACUGUGGUACAUCAUCACAGCAAUACUAUCCCCCUGCACAACAGUAUUGCCCUCCUGAACAAAAGUACUGCCCUCCUGCACAAAAAUACUGCCCACCUCAGCAAAAAUACUGUCCUCCUGCACAAAAGUACUGCCCUCCUCAGCAAAAAUACUGCCCGCCUCAGCAAAAAUACCGCCCUCCUCAGCAAAAGUACUGCCCUCCUCAGCAAAAAUACUGCCCGCCUCAGCAGAAAUAUUGCCCUCCCGCCCAGAAAUACUGCCCUCCUGCGCAAAAGUACUGUCCUCCCGUUCAAAAGUACUGCCCUCCAGUCCCAAAAUGCUGCCCGCCUCAGCAAAAAUAUUGCCCUCCUGUGCAACAAUGCUGCCCUCCGGUUCAGAAAUGCUACCCACCCAAGCAGCAGAAGUAUUGCCCUCCCGUGCAGCAGUACUGCCCUCCCAUCCAACGGUACUGCCCUCCCGUCCAGACAUGCUGCCCACCGCCUCAGCAGACCUACACACCGGUUGGAGAGCCCGAGAUCUGCCAGAUACAACAAGUCUGCCAAGCGCCACCGCAUCUUCUGAAGAAGUAGCUACGAAUAUAGAUAAAGGAAAAUGGGCUCACUGGGACAUUUUUCAUCUGCCUAGAAAUGUUGUUCCUUUCCUUCCUUCUUGUGGUCCACACAACACCUGUGCCCUGUAAGGCAGGGCAUUAACCACCUCUGUGGUUAAUUCACGGCAGUUUAAAUACAGCACACAGUGUUCUGUGCGCUUCCCUAGUAAGGAUUAUUCAUUUGCUCCCCAUGUGUAAGGCCAAAUUACUGCUAAUGCUUCCUGCGCAUCUAGCUGCAUCUUAAGAAAUUGGUCGUUUUGCUUGACCCAACUCCACCUUCCUGGAGAAUUUGGCUGCUUUCAAGCCCAGCGGUCUGUCAGAAAUGUGGGAAGACCUUUCGAUUUAAUUCAGCUUUGACCCGCUGAGAUUGAGCCAGUCUGAUGGCAUUUGCUCAAGGCAGGCCCGUCUUACCAAUAGAGGCUAGUGGCGCGGGGCACUAGGGUGCCAAGUUCUGGAGGGCGCCAGGCGAGAGUUCGGGGAACACCGAAUGAGCGCGCUGAGUGAGCAAGGGUGUGUGCGCCACUCCCGCCGAGCACCGGCUCAGUUUUUUCCCAAUUUAGCCUUCAGAUGCAGAAUUCUGCGGGGCAGAGGGCUAAAAGGAGGGAAACCGAACUGACGCUCAGCGGGAGCAGCGCACGUGCCCUCGUUCGCUCAGCGCAGGUGUGCUGCCUGGUGUAGCCACGGUGGCAUGAAGUGUCCAGCUGAGCCGGGAGGCUCCGCGUCCAGCCUCCGCCUCUUCCCCGCCAGAGGAGCCGCCCUCCAGCUGCUGCCCGCCUCCUCCAGCCCUAAAAAAAGGCCGACAACUCUGGGAAAGGGGGGAUGGACACCGGAGGGAUCUUUGCACUACGGCACCGGGUAUGCUUAAGAUGGCCCUGGCUCAAGGCCACACUGAAGUAUGGGACUCAACAGUAGCAUGCUUUCAGUGGACUAGGGAGAAUAGACCACUCCCCUAUAGGGUCCAGGAGCCCUCCCACCACCUUCCCAAAACCCACCCAGCUUUGGGAAGGAGGCAGCAGGGCUCAAUAAUCCUGUCAGAGGCCUGCUGCCUCCUUCCCAGAACCCAGGAAGCUUCUGCCUGGCUUAGGGAGGGAGGCGCAAUUGUCACACAUGCAACGUCACACACACACACCACACCACACCAUCACACUUACAAGCUGGCCUUGUUCCCCUAUGAAAAAUUUCACUGUAUGCCAAUGGGACUCAUAGUGCAUAAGCUACUCCACACACUGAAGCAUGGGUUUCAUAGUCUUUACGAAAUAACGUAUUCUUGCUCAUGGGAAAUGUUAAUGUUUGCUGUGUUUUGUUGAAAGCUGCUAUUUAUUGGAGAUAUAUUAUUGGUGCUGGUAUUUAUUGGAGAUCUUUUGUGUGGACUCAUUUAAUUUGCUGUUACUAUCCUCAUCCUUUGGACAAGUAUGCAUGCAACAAAAUAAAAGCAUUUCCAAAAAUAAAUCCAU
This is a messenger RNA of Zootoca vivipara (common lizard), 2364 nucleotides long. The record is from RefSeq and is a predicted model, not a curated record. NCBI's taxonomy places the organism in Eukaryota, Metazoa, Chordata, Lepidosauria, Squamata, Lacertidae.